Molecule: messenger RNA, 5388 nt
Organism: Cololabis saira (Pacific saury)
Lineage: Eukaryota; Metazoa; Chordata; Actinopteri; Beloniformes; Belonidae
Product: oxysterol-binding protein 1-like
Exons: 21
Coding region: 276-2759 (827 amino acids)
Cellular component (GO): cytosol; intracellular membrane-bounded organelle; membrane
Molecular function (GO): sterol binding
Source: RefSeq, a predicted model, not a curated record
CAUUCCGAUGCGCCAUCUGUAGCUGAGCAGUUAGCAAAAUAUUAGCUGUUUUCCACGGUUUUACAUCGCUUGGUCCAACAGGAUAUGAUCACCGAAAGGUAAAUGAUGCGCGGUAACCCAGCAAAGUUGUGUAUCAUCUUCAAUCAACACACUGGACAAACAGCUGAACGAGUAAACAGCUAAAAGACGACGACACGUCAGCUGGUUGACCGUGUGGGCUAGCGGGAGCUUAGACGGAUUUGUAACUUCACCCAGUGAAACCACAGGCUGUUGCGAUGUCUGAGCCCAAGCCCCCGACUCCCACAGGCGGAGACGCGUACAAGGGUUGGCUUUUCAAAUGGACUAACUACAUAAAAGGUUACCAGAGGCGCUGGUUUGUCCUCAGCAAUGGAUUGCUGUCUUACUACAGGACUCAGGCAGAGAUGGGUCACACUUGCAGAGGCACCAUCAACUUGGCCACAGCAAACAUUGCUGUGGAGGACUCGUGCAAUUUUGUCAUUUCCAACGGUGGGGCACAGACAUAUCACCUGAAGGCAAGCUCAGAGGUGGAGCGUCAGCGAUGGAUCACUGCUCUGGAGCUUGCCAAAGCCAAGGCUGUCAACAUGCAGGCUGAAUCAGAUGACUCUGGUGAUGAUUUUCCUGCGGUUCCGACUACACCAGGACAGGGUGGAGGCUGUCGUAAUUCAGAAAUCCAGUCCACUUUACGCACCUUAAACAGUAAGGCGGAAGACCUUUCCACCUGCAACGAUCUCAUUGUCAAACAUGGGUCUGCCCUUCAAAGGUCUUUAUCAGAACUAGAAGGACUGCGUGUCGGAGCCGGAGACAUGGGGGACAAGAUCAGACAGGUCACAGAGAGGUCCACACUUUUCAGAAUCACCUCAAAUGCCAUGAUCAAUGCAUGUAGGGACUUCCUCUCCCUGGCCCAGAGUCACAGUAAGCGCUGGCAGAAAGCCUUACAGACUGAAAGAGACCAGAGAAUACGUCUGGAGGAGACCCUGGAACAGCUAGCCAAACAACACAACCACUUAGAAAGAGCUUUCAGAGGAGCCACAGUUCUCCCUCCAUCAUUCAGCAAUCUUACCUUAAGUAACAAAGGUGGUGUUUCAGGAAAAGGUGAUGUUAGUGAUGAAGAUGAUGACAAUGAGUUCUUUGAUGCUAUGGAAGACCCAGCAGAAUUCAUUACUGUUCCUGCUGACCCAAAGUAUCACAGGAGAUCUGGCAGCAACGUCAGCGGCUUCAGCACAGAGACUGGAAUGGAUGAUCAGUCGUUUGAUGAACUAUCUUUGGCAUCCAACCCAGAGUCUCCACAGCCUCUUGAGCUGGAGCCAGUUAAACAAAGACGAACUCGGAUCCCUGAUAAACCCAACUAUUACCUCAACUUGUGGAGCAUCAUGAAGAACUGCAUUGGCAAAGAGCUCUCAAAGAUACCAAUGCCUGUGAAUUUCAACGAGCCCAUAUCGAUGCUGCAGCGUCUGUCUGAAGAUUUGGAGUACUACGAGCUCCUGGAUAAAGCUGCCAAGUGUCACAGCUCUUUAGAGCAAAUGUGUUAUGUUGCAGCCUUCACAGUUUCGUCCUACUCCACUACCGUCCACCGCACAGGAAAGCCUUUCAAUCCUCUGUUGGGAGAAACCUUUGAGCUCGAUCGCCUUCGAGAAUGCGGUUAUCGCUCACUUUGUGAACAGGUGAGUCACCACCCACCUGCUGCAGCGCAUCAUGCCUUCUCCGUUAAGGGCUGGACCCUCAGACAAGAGAUUGCAUUGGCCAGCAAGUUUAGAGGAAAAUAUCUCUCUAUCAUGCCACUCGGUUCUAUCCAGUGUUUGUUUGAUAAGAGCAACAAUCAUUACUCUUGGAAAAAAGUUACCACAACAGUACACAACAUCAUUGUUGGGAAAUUAUGGAUUGAUCAGUCUGGAGAAAUAGAUGUGGUGAACCACAAGACAGGAGAUCGCUGCCAUCUUAAGUUUGCUCCCUACAGUUACUUCUCCAGAGAUGUGCCAAGAAAGGUAACAGGAGUUGUAAUGGAUAAGGAUGGAAAGGCUCAUUACGUGCUAUCAGGAACGUGGGAUGAGAAGAUGGAAUUUUCUAGGAUAAUGCAGAGCAGUAAAGGCGAGAACAGCAGUGAGGGCAAACAGAGGACUGUCUAUCAGACCCUCAAAGCCAAAGAAAUCUGGAGAAAGAACCCUUUACCAGAAGGGGCAGAGAAUAUGUACUUCUUCUCCUCCCUUGCAUUGACGCUUAAUGAACCUGAAGAACGGGUGGCGCCCACAGACAGUCGGCGACGCCCUGACCAGCGGCUGAUGGAGGAUGGCCGCUGGGAUGAAGCUAACGCAGAGAAACAGAGGCUUGAAGAAAAACAGCGCACCACCCGUCGCGAAAGGGAAAGGGAAGCUGUUAAAGCUGCAAGCUUACCAGAGGAAGCCAUCACUGAGGGUUCAAUCAAUGACUCACCUUUGAAAUCCGAUGCACAAGAGAUUGGAACCGAAGCGAGUGAGGUUUCUGAUGAAACUGACACAGAGGACUCUCCUCCUCUCACUCCCGUUGCAUCCCCUUAUGGACCAUCACUUGUCCAAUUCCCAUUGGAAGGAAAGGAGGGUCUUUAUGGAUCCCCAGCCAAAAGCACCCAUCCAGACAACUACCAAGCACUGUGGUUCGAGAGUGUAGAUGAUCCUGCGUCUGGAGAGAAUUUGCAUGUCUACAAGGGUGGUUACUGGGAGGCGAAGGAAGAAAGCAAUUGGGAGAUGUGUCCAGAAAUCUUCUGAUCACCGCAGAAUCAGUGGCUGAGGGUGGUGUGCAAAUGAGUAGAUGGAAAGCACGACUCUCCUCUAAAAUUAAGUAAGAAAUGAAGCCUGACGUAAACCUAGCCUCGAUGUUUUUAUCAUCAGAUUACCCAUCCUGCAGGAUCAGGGUCCUCCAGACUUUACCCUCAAUGCGGGCUCAGAGCCCAUGCAGCAUUGUCAUCAUAUUGCAGGUGGUUAGUGUUCAGAGCUGCAUCACACUGCCUCUCAAACCCUGAUAUUCUUCUGCUUACUGCCAGUUGUUGGUUUAUUUGAUCCAGAUUUAUGAGUUUGACUUUGGCAAGAGAAUAUUCUGUAUGUCUUUAUUCAUUUUCUUUAGACAUGUUUAUGUCAAAACCCUGAUGAUAUAUGACAAUAUUUAAGGUUAGCUUUGGGGCAGGAGUUACUAAUGUGCAUGUUUACUUGUUUUUGUCAUGAAAUUGUGACUCGGAUUAUUCUGCAGGGAUCUAAUUACAGCAAAGCACCACUACGCACAUCAUAAUUUAUUAAUUUGAGUUUCACGAACACAGACACUUGCAGAGUUUGCCUUGAAUUUCUGGUCAUCAGUGGUGCUUUUCCAUUCCCUGAAAUGAAACACCAGCUCUGAAGAUAUAGUGUCUCAUCUACAUAGAAGCCUUUCUUUUCUUUUCUUUUUUUAACAAUUAAAAAAUGAAAUUUACAUUUUCUGUUUAGUUUUUUCUUAAUGUGAAAGAAAAAGACUGUGUGCAUCCAGUUAACGUGGAUAUAUCUUCUCAAUUCCAUAUGUUGAUAUACUAAGCUCAUGAGGUAGUUGGAAACAAAUUUGUUCCACCACGAGUAUAAAUAUUUUUGGCACAAGCAGUGUUUUUCCUACAACAAUUAACUUUUUAGAGUGUAGCUGUUGAUGUUUGAAACAAUAAGUGAAAGAGCCUUGUUAGAUUUAAAUUAUUGUAUUUAAGGAUUCCUAAAAGAAAACCUCACUUUAAUCCUUAAACUUAUUGUAAAAUGUUAUUAGAUCCUGUUUCUUUCAAGUGCAUGAAUUCCUGGUGUUCUUGUGUAACCAUCAUCAACCAUUUGAAGUGACACGUCAAGGCUUUUCAUGUUCACGUCAAGUUUAAUACCUGAGAGCUGUGCUCCAAGUUGAUUACUACUGACUGAGCGAAGGAAAAUGAUGCAAAAGUAUUUUGCCUUCAGGGUUUCCUUCAAACUUGUAGUCAUAGCUUUAACUUUGCUUAACCCCUUAAACCUUUAGGUGUUGUUUAAAGUAGUACUUUUCCGCACCCUGUACUGGGUUGAAGGGGUUAAGGAUAUUUUGGUAUUUGUGUACAUUAAUUAAUGAUUUUUACCAGACAGCAAUAAGAGUGCCUCUGCACACAUGGCACGAAGUGAAAUGUGAGGUCAUUGUGAAGGAAAAACUCUGAAGCUGGAAAAAACGAGAUCGGUCUUAGUGUUUGUUACUGUUGUGUGUCACGGAUGGAAGGACUGAGUGGGUGAAUUAAAAGACAGAAAAAUAUAAAUCACUUUUCACAUUCAAGUGUACUUAAAAGAACACUGAAAAUGAAGACGAAGCAUAAUGUUAAAAAUGUUAAUGACUAAUGUAAUUAUGAUAGAAGCUAUAGAUAAUCUAAAGACAGUAAAGCACUUUGAAGUUUUCUUCUGUUAAUUUUGGGUUAUCCUUUUUUUUUUUUCUUAUAAAAUCUUACUGUAUGAGAUUUGUAUUUACCAACAGGACAGCUUUCUAUUUCAUAUACUGGUUUAGCUACAUGACAGUGUUCCUUAUUACUUUAACCUAUAGCUUUAUGCUGUUUUUCAAUAUAUUCAUUACAUCUUUCAAAUGAGUUUACAGGUUUCUUGAUUGUACUUUUUAAACACACACAUAUAUAUUAAUGUUUAUUUAUUUUGGUUAUAGUAGUAGAUUAUGAUUGUGUUGCUCUAUCAUUCAGUUUGUUUUUAUUCCUGUUUGUUACCUGUGAUCUUAGCCUUGCACUGUGGAGACCAUCACUGUCCAUAAGGUCACACAUUCUUACAUUUCUUUAAAAGAGAUAGAAGUUUUUUAACUUAAAGGGGACAUAUUGUGGAGAGGGAGAAAAAAAAUUGUUUCUGUGCUCGAAACUAAUACGUGUUUGAGGUCAAGUGUAACACAACGUUCACUUUGAGACCACACACGUCUGAAACACACGUCACACACAUUUAACAUUCAUGGUGUUUAGUUCACACAAACCUUUGACACAAAUUUAAAGUGGUAUGCCUCAUUGGAAGAGCACUUUGUAAUAGGUCACUUCAACCCCUAAAACUGGCUGCUUUUUAGUUCGUCCAGGUUUUAUCUAUUUAAUUAAGAAGCUCAGGAAAUUAUGUCCACUUUUGAAACCAGUAAUAUGUCUCUUUUAAGUGUGAUUACUAAAGUAAUUUAUGACCUGUUAUGACUAAUGAAUGAGCAGCUUUUGAUGCUGGCUUCUGAAGAGUUUUGUUGUUUCAAGAAAUUGUUUUUGGGAGUUCUUGAAUCAUGUUCAGCAAAUCCAAACACUGGAUGUAUUGAUUUAUGAUUCUAAACAUUUGUGAUCUUUUCUGUCCUUUUUAAUGCAGUUAUUUUUGGCAGGAUUGUUCUAGAUUGUAUUAAAAUCUGAGUGGAGAUGAA